Messenger RNA from Priapulus caudatus, 3498 nucleotides. Its product is annotated as ribonucleoside-diphosphate reductase large subunit-like. The record is from RefSeq and is a predicted model, not a curated record. Gene Ontology annotation, molecular function: ribonucleoside-diphosphate reductase activity, thioredoxin disulfide as acceptor; ATP binding. Gene Ontology annotation, biological process: deoxyribonucleotide biosynthetic process; DNA replication. Gene Ontology annotation, cellular component: ribonucleoside-diphosphate reductase complex. The transcript is spliced from 4 exons. Bases 161 to 2440 code for a protein of 759 amino acids. NCBI's taxonomy places the organism in Eukaryota, Metazoa, Priapulida, Priapulimorpha, Priapulimorphida, Priapulidae.
GGCGGGAAAUCGACAAUUGGGGCAGUUGACUGAGUUGAGUUUGUCGUGUCGAAUACCGUUGAGAUUCUGAGUCUCCUCAUUCUAUUCAACGUAUUCCUGUUUAUUUCUUACACAAAGUUGUUCCCUUUUUAAGUGUGAGUUUUGAACUAAGAUUGUAAGGAUGUACGUCCUAAAGAGAAACGGCAAGAAAGAGCGAGUGAUGUUUGAUAAAAUCACGUCGCGCAUUUCGAAGCUUUGUUACGGACUCCAUCAGGAAUUCGUUGACCCAACGCAGAUAACUAUGAAGGUAUAUGUCAUUACUAAUUUAACUGUGCUUCUAAUAAUUCUGGUUACAAACCGCAUCAUCAAUGUGUACAACAUACUGGUCGAAUUCUCUAACCUCAAUGAUAACCCCAGCAAACAUUCACCUAUGAUAGCAGACGACAUUUUUAAGAUUGUUGUGGAUAACGCAGAGAAACUCGACUCUGCUAUCAUAUAUGACCGUGACUUCAAAUACCACUACUUUGGCUUUAAGACACUGGAGCGCUCAUACCUCCUUAAGAUAAAUGGCAAGGUGGCGGAGCGUCCCCAGCAGAUGCUCAUGAGGGUGUCCGUCGGGAUCCACCAGAGGGACAUCGACAGCGCCAUCGAGACGUACAACCUGCUGUCGGAGAAGUGGUUCACGCACGCGUCGCCGACGCUCUUCAACGCCGGCACGCCGCGUCCGCAGCUCUCCAGCUGCUUCCUGCUGACGAUGAAGGACGACAGCAUCGAGGGCAUCUACGACACGCUGAAGGAAUGCGCGCUCAUAUCGAAGUCCGCAGGAGGCAUCGGCGUCAACAUACACAACAUCCGCGCCUCGGGAAGCUACAUCGCCGGCACCAACGGCUGCUCGAACGGCCUCCUUCCCAUGCUGCGAGUCUUCAAUAACACGGCGAGGUACGUCGACCAGGGCGGCAACAAGCGUCCGGGCGCCUUUGCGAUGUACCUCGAGCCGUGGCACGCGGACAUCUUCGAGUUUCUCGACUGCAAGAAGAACACCGGGAAGGAGGAACAGCGAGCGAGAGACCUGUUCUACGGGCUCUGGAUCCCGGAUCUGUUCAUGACGAGGGUCGAACUCAAUCAGGACUGGUCUCUCAUGUGUCCGGCGGAAUGCCCGGGCUUGGCCGACUGCUGGGGCGACGAAUUCGAAGCUCUCUACACCAAGUACGAAAAGCAGGGCAAAGUGAGAAGGACGAUCAAAGCACAGCAGCUGUGGUACGCCAUCAUGGAAUCGCAGACGGAAACGGGAACUCCCUACAUGCUCUACAAGGACGCGUGCAAUCGCAAGUCGAACCAGCAGAACCUCGGCACCAUUAAGUGCAGCAACCUGUGCACGGAAAUCGUCGAGUACUCGUCGCCCGAUGAGACGGCCGUCUGCAACCUCGCCUCGGUCGCGCUCAACAUGUACGUGCGCGCGGACAAGACGUACGACUUCCGCAAGCUGAAGGACGUGACGAAGGUCAUCACGCGCAACCUCAACAAGAUCAUCGACAUCAACUUCUACCCGGUUGAGGAGGCGCGCCGAUCGAACAUGCGCCACCGUCCGAUCGGCAUCGGCGUUCAGGGUCUCGCCGACGCGUUCAUCCUCAUGCGCUUGCCGUUCGAGAGCGAGCAAGCCCAGCUGCUCAACAAGCAGAUAUUCGAGUCGAUAUACUACGGCGCGCUGGAGGCGAGCUGCGAGCUCGCGGAGAAGCUUGGCCCCUACGAGACGUACGCCGGCUGCCCCGUCAGCAAGGGCGUCCUGCAGUACGACAUGUGGGGCGUGACCCCCACCGACCUCUGGGACUGGAGCGCGCUCAAGGCGAAGAUCGCCGCUCACGGCGUCCGCAACAGCCUGCUGCUCGCGCCGAUGCCGACCGCGUCGACGGCACAGAUCCUCGGCAACAAUGAGUCGAUCGAGGCGUACACGAGCAACAUCUACUCGCGGCGCGUGCUCUCCGGCGAGUUCCAGAUCGUCAACCACCACCUGCUGAAGGACCUCACCGAGUGCGGCCUGUGGGACGACCACAUGAAGAACCGCAUCAUCGCCGAGAACGGCUCCGUUCAGAACGUCGAGGAGAUCCCGGACGACCUGAAGCAGCUCUACAAGACCGUCUGGGAGAUCUCGCAGAAGACGAUAAUCAACAUGGCUGCCGAUCGCGGCGCCUUCAUCGACCAGAGUCAGUCACUGAAUAUUCACCUCGCCGAGCCGAAUUACGCCAAGCUUACCAGCAUGCACUUCUACGCGUGGAAGAAGGGCGUGAAGACCGGCAUGUACUACCUGCGCACAAAGGCCGCCGCGAGCGCGAUCAAGUUCACGGUGGACAAGCAGAGUUUGAAGACGAAACAGGUGAAGAAGGAGCAGACCGAAGAGGAAAAUGUAGCGGCCCUAGCCUGCUCGUUGGAAAACAAAGAUGCGUGUGUCAUGUGCAGUGGUUAACGUGUAUUACUUGGGCAAUUUGCAAUGAGCAAAGCAAGUUAAAUUAUUCCUUGCAAGUUAAGCAAUGUUCCUGAGAGAAAAACUGUCCAAGUUGAACGCAGAUAGUGCUGUGAUAUCUCUGCAGAAAAAUUAAUGAUAUUUCUGUGUAUUUAGAGGGAAUAAACAGGUUCAUUUCUGAGGGAUCCAAAAGGUCCUGCCAAGUGGGAUAUUUUGCAUCUGGGCUGCUGGGAUCCAUCUUUCCAUGGUGGGAAAUAUGGUCUGAAUUUGCUUAAUCCCCAAUCUGUUUUUUCAAAUCUGUUAAUCCCAAAGUUUUUUUCAGAUCUGCUUACAGGGGGCUGUAGUUGUUAUAGUGUUUAUUUACAGGUUUCUCUAGAAUAUUUGGCCGUACAGCUGUUAUUUUUUGCAAUGGCAUACUUGUAUUUAUAUCACCCUCAUUAUGCAUUGGCAUGGACAUUCUUUGUGGUCAAUCAAUGUCAGUGAUAAUGGGAAUUAAUAACUACAUUCUAUGACAUACUUGUUGCUAACUGGAUGCAACAACUGCAAAUCACACAUUUCCAAAUGAGGACCUGACACCAUAAUGCAUGUAUUACAUUGAGUAUCAUGUAGAUGUGACGUGAGUUAUUUGGUUACCAAUAGUUACCAAACCUAGUAGUCAGAAGAUUAUUGUUUGAUUUGACCCUCCCAACAAUAGGAAUCUUGUACAUUGGUAAUCAGUGUAAGUGUCCUACGCUAUUUGAUGUUUUUGUAUUGUAGUCCAUUAGUUGGUGUACAUAUUAAGUUUAGGUGAAUAGUAAUUUCACAGGUUUAAUAUUUAGUGGUCUUGGCAAUGUCGAAAUAUAACCUUACAUGCUUGUAUAUAGCUUAAAGUGCACAUCUUUGAGUUAUUUUGAGGAGCAGAUUUCUGACAAUUAAGUUUCUUAGUUUAAUCUUGCUGGAGUGGUCUUCAAGGGAGUUAUGAAAGAAAUUCUACUUCUUUCUACGCGAUUGAUAACGUGUGAUUUCACGAUGUCUGCAUAUCAUACUGUAUAUUUUUAGAAUAAAGCUAUUGAGUAUUCUAU